CCCAGCUGUGUGUCCAUGAAGAGUGACCAUUCAAUGGAGCCUCCUCUUAUUUUCAAAGGACAAUUGAGGAUCCGUCAGCAGAGACCAGACUCUCCUGGACCUGGACCUGGACCUGGAAGUGAACGUGGACCUGCACCAAGCCGUAAGUCAGUGAAGGAUCUCCAGUUGAUGUUUGAAACUUCUGAGGUCAAAAGUGGACACCACUCUGCUGAUCAACGGAUCCAUCACCAGAGACCAGGCCCUCCUGAACCCAGCGGUAUGUCCAUGAAGAGCGACUGGUCUAUGGAUCUCCAUGUUGACUUCAAAGCUGGACAUAACCGCGCUGAACAAAAAGUUGAUCAGCAGAGCUUAAAGGUUCCCAGUGGUCAGUCUGCCCGGCAGCAUCAAACAGACCUGGACUCCAUAUUUAUGCUGCUCCAGGAAAACAUUAUCAGUUUUGUGAAGAACGAGGUGAAGAAGUUCCAGAGAGUUCUGAGUCCAGAUUACUCAGAAUUCUUAGAGAGUCAGAGGGAGGAGGAGGAGGUGUUGGACUGUGAGGAGGAGGAGCAGAGGAGGAGCAGCAGAGAGGCAUUUCUGAAGAUCACACUGCACUUCCUGAGGAGAAUGAAGCAGGAGGAGCUGGCUGAGCGUCUGCAGAGCAGUCUUCAUUCAGGAACUGCUGCAGUGUGCCGACGUAAACUCAAGUCUAACCUGAAGAAGAAGUUCCAGUGUGUGUUUGAGGGGAUUGCUAAAGCAGGAAACCCAACCCUUCUGAACCAGAUCUACACAGAGCUCUACAUCACAGAGGGAGGGACUGCAGAGGUCAAUGAUGAACAUGAGGUCAGACAGAUUGAAACAGCAUCCAGGAAACCAGACAGACCAGAAACAACCAUCAGACAAGAAGACAUCUUUAAAGCCUCACCUGGAAGAGAUGAACCAAUCAGAACAGUGAUGACAAAGGGAGUGGCUGGCAUUGGGAAAACAGUCUUAACACAGAAGUUCACUCUGGACUGGGCUGAAGACAAAGCCAACCAGGACAUACAGUUCACAUUUCCAUUCACUUUCAGAGAGCUGAAUGUGCUGAAAGAGAAAAAGUACAGCUUGGUGGAACUUGUUCAUCACUUCUUUCCUGAAACCAAAGAAGCAGGAAUCUGCAGCUUUGAAGAGUUCCAGGUUGUGUUCAUCUUUGACGGUCUGGAUGAGUGUCGACUUCCUCUGGACUUCCACAACAAUGAGGUCCUGACUGAUGUUACAGAGUCCACCUCAGUGGAUGUGCUGCUGACAAACCUCAUCAGGGGGAAACUGCUUCCUUCUGCUCGCCUCUGGAUAACCACACGACCUGCAGCAGCCAAUCAGAUCCCUCCUGAGUGUGUUGACAUGGUGACAGAGGUCAGAGGGUUCACUGACCCACAGAAGGAGGAGUACUUCAGGAAGAGGUUCAGAGAUGAGGAGCAGGCCAGCAGAAUCAUCUCCCACAUCAAGACAUCACAAAGCCUCCACAUCAUGUGCCACAUCCCAGUCUUCUGCUGGAUCACUGCUGCAGUUCUGGAGGAGGUGUUGAAGACCAGAGAGGGAGGAGAUCUGCCCAAGACCCUGACUGAGAUGUACAUCCACUUCCUGGUGGUUCAGUCCAAACUGAAGAACAUCAAGUAUGAUGGAGGAGCUGAGACAGAUCCACACUGGAAUAAAAAGAGCAGGAAGAUGAUUGUGUCUCUGGGAAAACUGGCUUUUGAGCAGCUGCAGAAAGGCAACCUGAUCUUCUAUGAAUCAGACCUGAAAGAGUGUGGCAUCGAUAUCAGAGCAGCCUCAGUGUACUCAGGAGUGUUCACACAGAUCUUUAAAGAGGAGAGAGGGCUGUACCAGGACAAGGUGUUCUGCUUCGUCCAUCUGAGCGUUCAGGAGUUUCUGGCUGCUCUUCAUGUCCAUCUGACCUUCAUCAACUCUGGUGUCAAUCUGCUGUCAGAAGAACAAUCAACAUCCCAUCUGUCAAAAGUAUUCAGAGACAAACUUAAACUAACACAUCUCUACCAGAGUGCUGUGGACAAGGCCUUACAGAGUCCAAAUGGACAUCUGGACUUGUUCCUCCGCUUCCUCCUGGGUCUUUCACUGCAGACCAAUCAGAGUCUCCUACGAGGUCUGCUGACACAGACAGGAAGUAGCUCACAGACAUAUAAGAAGAUAGUUGAGUACAUCAAGAAGAAGAUCACUGAGAAUCUGUCUCCAGAGAGAAGCAUCAAUCUGUUCCACUGUCUGAAUGAACUGAAUGAUCGUUCUCUAGUGGAGCAGAUCCAACAGUACCUUAGUUCAGGAAGUCUCUCCACAGAUAAACUCUCUCCUGCUCAGUGGUCAGCUCUGGGCUUCAUCUUACUGUCAUCAGAAGAAGAUCUAGAUGUGUUUGAUCUGAAGAAAUACUCUGCUUCAGAGGAGGCUCUUCUGAGGCUACUGCCAGUGGUCAAAGCCUCCAACAAAGCUCUACUAAGUGGCUGUAACCUCUCAGAGAGAAGCUGUGAAGCUCUGUCCUCAGUUCUCGACUCUCAGUCCUCUAGUUUAAGAGAGCUGGACCUGAGUAACAACAAUCUACAGGAUUCAGGAGUGAAACUGCUGUCUGCUGGACUGGGAAGUCCUCACUGUAAAUUGGAAACUCUCAGGUCAGAAUUAAGCUCAUUGUUUAGUGUCACACUGGCUUUGCAGAGCAAUUUACCUCAAGCAAUUUUCAGUUUCAUAAAAACAGAAGUCUCCCCUUGUCUUAAAUCACUGUACUACAAAACAAGAAAAAAUCUUAUUAAAUUUUCAUAUAGACCUACUACUGGGUCAGCACCAUCUACCUAA
This is a messenger RNA of Micropterus salmoides (largemouth bass), 2808 nucleotides long. RefSeq names its product NLR family CARD domain-containing protein 3-like. Gene Ontology annotation, molecular function: protein binding. The transcript is spliced from 7 exons. Bases 16 to 2808 code for a protein of 930 amino acids. Lineage: Eukaryota; Metazoa; Chordata; Actinopteri; Centrarchiformes; Centrarchidae. The record is from RefSeq and is a predicted model, not a curated record.